This is a messenger RNA of Encephalitozoon romaleae SJ-2008, 528 nucleotides long. RefSeq lists its product as hypothetical. The record is from RefSeq and is a predicted model, not a curated record. The transcript has a single exon. NCBI's taxonomy places the organism in Eukaryota, Fungi, Microsporidia, Unikaryonidae. The coding region runs from base 1 to 528 and encodes 175 amino acids.
AUGAAGUAUCUUCCUAUCUUUGUAGCAUUUGUAGUGGCAAUUCCAGAAGAUCUGAACUCGAUAAUCAUGGCAAUCAAUAGGCUUCAUAAGAAUACCAAGUACAGUACAUACUAUGAGGUUUUUGGCGUCUCCGAGAAUGCAUCCAUUGCCAGUAUAAAGAAGCUGUAUCAAAAGAUGAUGAAGCAUCCAAGCCCUAUUCCAGGGAUUGAGAAAAGGGAGGACGCUGUUGCACUCCUGACAGAGGCUUACAACAUUCUAAAAAAUAAGAAGUCUGCAUAUGAUUUUGUACUUGCAAACUCAUACAUCUACAUUGGGGGCAAAAACAACUUUAAAAACAACCUUUAUGUAAUUCUAAUGUCCAUAUCUGUCGGAUUGUUGGCAAUCGACCUGAUAUAUUUUGGCGUCAAAUAUCUAGUGUUCAUGGCCAAUCCUAAGAAGGCUUCAAAGAAGAAGGGAAACAAGGAAUCUGUCCCAUCAAUGAUGAUUGUAAGUAUUCUCCGUUUGAUCAAGUCUUUGAUUAAAAAAUAA